UUACAUUGUUAAAUUCGACGAUAACGUCACAUAAGCAGCGCAGCAAUUGUUGUGAUGUGACUUGUGACCUGAUGACAAUGAGUUGAUAACUCUAAGUGUCAAAGUUUUUCAAGUUUAUUUUUCUCAAAAUGAGAUCGUGUUCAGUAUUUUUAGUCUUAAUACCACUAUUUCCACUCUUCCAAUUUACAGCAAGUCUUCAUAGAAAUUUAAAAUAUUACGAAACACUCGAGAUUUCUCAACUAGAUCAUAGAAUAGUGAAAAGAGGCACUCAACACAGUAAUCAUCCUUAUAAUAAAAUAAGCGAAAUUGAAUUUCAUACACAUGGAAGACAUUUUCGAUUAAUUUUAACUCCGAGACGUGAAGUUAUACACUCUAAUUUCAAGGUGUAUGAAGUCGAUGGCGAUGGGAAAGAAACAAGUGUUCACUUAGAUCAUGACAAUUUUUACCAUGGUCGAGUAUUUGGAGAAAUUGAUUCUCACGCACAGAUUCAUAUCGACGAUGGAGUUCUCACGGGAACUGUUACUGUUCCUGAUGAGACUUUUCAUAUUGAACCAUCCUGGAGGCAUCUUCCCCACUUGGAUAACAAAUCGAUGAUAGUUUACAAGGCGUCGGAUGUAAAAUUAAGUUGGGAACAUUUUGAAAAUGGAGAAGGACACACGCAUAGUGCUCCGAAAACAUGUGGUUACGUUAAAGAAAAAUCAGAUAUUCCCGAAGAAGAAUUGGAAAUUGACGUGACAAUUGAGGAAGAAAAUGACAAUCGAAGAAGAAAAAAGAGGCAAACUGAAACCUACGAAUAUACACCAACAAAAACACGUUGCCCUCUUUUACUCGUAGCCGAUUACAGAUUCUAUCAGGAAAUGGGAGCAAGCAGUACCAAAACAACAAUUAAUUAUUUGAUAAGUUUAAUCGAUCGAGUGCACAAAAUAUACAAUGACACUCUCUGGCAGGAUCGUCAAGAGCAAGACGGAUUCAAAGGAAUGGGAUUUGUUAUUAAAAAAAUAGUCGUUCACAGUGAGCCUACUCGUGUUCGAGGGGGUGAAACGCAUUACAAUAUGGUGAAAGAAAAAUGGGAUGUUCGCACACUUCUUGAAGUAUUUAGCAGAGAAUACAGUCACAAGGAUUUUUGCUUGGCUCAUUUGUUUACUGAUCUAAAAUUCGAAGGUGGAAUCUUGGGAUUAGCAUAUGUUGGUUCACCACGCAGAAAUUCUGUCGGUGGAAUUUGCACUCCUGAGUACUUUAAAAAUGGCUACACUCUGUAUCUUAAUUCCGGUUUGAGCUCGAGUAGAAAUCAUUAUGGACAACGAGUAAUAACUCGAGAAGCGGACCUAGUGACUGCCCAUGAAUUCGGGCACAAUUGGGGUUCAGAACACGAUCCUGACAUUACGGAAUGCAGUCCAAGCGCUAGUCAGGGCGGCUCGUACUUAAUGUAUACCUACAGCGUCAGUGGUUACGACGUGAACAACAAGCGUUUCUCGCCGUGCAGUUUGCGAUCGAUUCGAAAAGUUCUACAAGCGAAAAGUGGAAGAUGUUUUUCGGAACCCGAGGAAUCGUUCUGCGGAAAUUUACGCGUCGAAGGCGAUGAGGAAUGUGAUGCUGGUCUCUUGGGAACAGAAGACAAUGACGCGUGUUGCGAUAAAAAUUGUAAAUUACGCCGUCAUCAAGGCGCAGUUUGCAGUGACAAAAAUUCGCCAUGUUGUCAAAAUUGCAUUUACAUGCAACAAGGAACGAAAUGUCGAGAAGCUCAAUACGCCACAUGUGAACAGGAGUCGCGUUGCACUGGAGCGACAAGUGAAUGCCCCCGAUCGCCACCGAUGAAAGAUGGUACCGGUUGUCUCGAAAGAGGACAAUGUAGAUUGGGAAAAUGCGUUCCCUAUUGCGAAACGCAGGGUCUACAGAGUUGCAUGUGCGAUACAAUUUCAGAAGCUUGCAAGAGAUGCUGCAGAAUGAGUUUGAAUGAAACAUGUUUUCCGAUCGAUCCACAAGAUAUUUUACCCGACGGCACUCCUUGCAUUCAAGGCUUUUGUAAUAAGGGUGUUUGUGAAAAGACAAUUCAAGACGUUGUAGAGAGAUUUUGGGAUAUUAUUGAAGACAUUAAUAUCAAUAAAGUUAUAAGAUUUUUGAAGGACAAUAUUGUUGGGGCGGUUAUCAUAAGCACUGCUUUGAUUUGGAUUCCGUCAAGUUGUGUAAUAAGUUACAUUGAUCGUCGAAGAGUGAAAGAGAAUGAGAAAAAGUGGCGCUGGAAAAAUACUGAUGAACUAAUUCAUCCGGAAGAACGGCGACAAGUCAUUUAUGUUGGUUUACCACGUCGAGUACAACACGCGACUCAACAAACUUAAUAAUAACAGAAAAUUAAUUUUAUUUUCAAACAAAGAUACUAGUCAGACAAAGUAAUUUAUAUUUACAUUAUUUAAUUUGUUAAUUUUUUUUCACAUUUACCACAAAUACGUGGGGUGAAUAUUAAUUGCCAGUUACUAAAAGUUUUACUAAUUUUUAAUUUUAUUUAUACGGUGCUUACAAAUAUUUUUUU
Leptopilina heterotoma is the source of this 2527-nucleotide messenger RNA. RefSeq names its product ADAM 17-like protease (gene Tace). The record is from RefSeq and is a predicted model, not a curated record. The transcript has 13 exons. Gene Ontology annotation, cellular component: plasma membrane. Lineage: Eukaryota; Metazoa; Arthropoda; Insecta; Hymenoptera; Figitidae. Gene Ontology annotation, molecular function: metalloendopeptidase activity. Bases 129 to 2336 code for a protein of 735 amino acids. Gene Ontology annotation, biological process: Notch signaling pathway; membrane protein ectodomain proteolysis.